Molecule: messenger RNA, 3165 nt
Organism: Syngnathus typhle (broad-nosed pipefish)
Lineage: Eukaryota; Metazoa; Chordata; Actinopteri; Syngnathiformes; Syngnathidae
Product: katanin-interacting protein
Exons: 15
Coding region: 1-3165 (1054 amino acids)
Source: RefSeq, a predicted model, not a curated record
AUGUGGACGUGCCCCUUCCACCCUCCCAUCCAGCUCUACUUCAUCAUCCGCAACACGGAGCGCUCUUCAGACUUUGGCAUAUCGCGCAUCAAAAUCUGGAACUACAACAGAAGCCUUAACGAACUUGAGAUCGGCGCACGUCAUAUAAAGCUGUACCUCAACAGCACGCUGGUGUUCGAGGGCGAGCUGGAGAGGGGCUGCGGGAACCAGGUCUUCGACUACGGCAACACCAUCGAGCUCCAGGACUUCCAAGCGUCAGAGUCCUUGUUUUCCAGCCCUUCAUCGUCGGGAUACAAUCUCCGGGGCGCCAGCCCCCAACGACACGAUGAGAGCGGCGCGCGCCAGCACCUCGCUUCUGCUCUGCCGCCGUCAGAAGCGUCAAGUCAGGAUAUGAUGAACACUCAGGAGAGCUCGCACGCCCCCCUUCCGCCCAUCUCCGCCCGGCGCUCCUCCGCGCAAAGGAACUCCUUUGACGAGCCGGCACAGACGGUCACCAUGCAGCCGUCAUCUUUGCGGAUGACCCCCCAGUGGCUGCAGCCCCUGAAGAGAGCCGCUCCGGAGGGGUGCGAGGCCGGCAGGGAGCGGCCGCGCUGGCUGGUGCCUCAGCAGCCGCUCGCCGAGCCCAAAUCGCCAGCCUCCGCCUCCGCCUCAUCGACAGCGGCGUCGUUGCUUCCGGAGCUGCCGUGUAACCCCGGUCGGGUGUGCAGGGGAGGCGAGAGAGCGGCCAAUGGGGCGCCGUGGAAAGCCGAAUCUCUGGACCUCAACUGCGACCUGCUCGACGAGCUCGGCGAGCAAAAGCACGAGCGGCCCUUCAGCGGCCGAAGGAGUUCUUUAAGAAAUCGGCAGACAGAGGAGCAACACGUGAAAUCAAAUGCAGAGCCGACGCUAUCGGCCAACGCCAGCAGGAGGCAGCGCACGCCAAGGCCCCUCGGGCACAGCCACCGGGAUGACACCCUCAUGGAGUCGUGGGACUCCCUCACCAAGUUCAACCAGUGCCAACGCGGCCGCAUCUCCAACAUGGGCUUCGAAGGGGACAUAUUUGACGACUUCCAGCUGCAACGCAGCCGAGGCUCCCCCGUCGUCCCCGUCAACCCCUCGGCCGCUCCCGCCAGCCCGCCUUCCUCCUCGACCGCACGGCGGUUCCCGUGCGACAGCCCCGAUGCCGAUUCCUUCUUGGAGCAGGAGGAAGAAUUUGAGAUCCCGGUGCUGCCCAAGGGCCAAAGGUUGCUCAUCAACAUUCUGUCCACCUGGGGGGACCGCCACUACGUCGGCCUGAACGGCUUGGAAGUGUUCAGCUCCAGCGGCGAGCCCGUCCGACCCGCUCACAUCAGCGCCGACCCCCCCGAUAUCAACAUACUCCCCGCGUACGGCAAGGACCCCCGCGUGGUCUCCAACCUGACGGACGGCGUCCAUCGCACGCAGGACGACAUGCACCUGUGGCUCGCCCCGUUCACGCCCGGCCGGAGCCACACCGUCUUCCUGGACUUCGGACACACCUACCAGGUGGCCAUGAUCCGCGUGUGGAAUUACAACAAGUCGCGCAUUCACUCUUUCCGAGGUGUCAAGGAGGUGGAGAUGAUGCUCGACGGGAGGUGCAUCUUCAGGGGCGAGAUCGCCAAAGCUUCCGGGACUCUUUCGGGAGGAUUGGAUCAAUUCGGGGACACCAUUCUGUUCACUACCGAUGACGACAUCCUGGAGGCCAUGUCCCGUUUUGACGAAACCUUCCUCGGCGAAAGCGAAGGAUCGGCGAAUCCGGUGCACGAGGAGGAGCUGCACAGGCCGCGCACUGCCGACGGAGAGGGAGAGGAAAGACCUUUCACCCAGGCCGGCUUCCGAGAGGAGGACCUUGCCAUCAAGCUUCAGCUCAACGCCACCGUGAACGAAUUGGAAAACAUGGAGCAGAUUCCUGGGAUGUACACUGGAAAGUGCCUUCGUCUGGAGCUGGUUUCCACGUGGGGGGACUCGCACUACAUGGGCCUGACGGGCUUGGAGGUGGUCGGGAAAGACGGGGAGGGCUUACCCUUGGACCUCGGCAUCAUGACCGCCUCACCCAGGGACCUCAAUGACCUGCCCGAAUACGGGCAUGACUCGCGCAACCUCGAUAAGCUUAUAGACGGCCAGAACAUCACCACCGAUGACCAACACAUGUGGCUGAUCCCUUUUUCGUAUGGAGAGCCUCACACCGUGACCAUCACCUUCCCUCAGGCGCAGACCAUCGCUGGACUCCGCAUCUGGAACUACAACAAAUCGGCUGAGGACUCGUACAGAGGGGUGAAGGUGAUCCACAUGAUCAUGGACGACCUGGCCAUCUCCCCAGUUGAGGGCUUCCUUAUUAGGAAAGGCCCAGGCAAUUGUCACUUUGACUUUGCCCAGGAGAUCCUCUUUGUGGACUACCUCCAGGCACCCGCCGACAGCAAGAUUUCCGAAGAGCACCCCAGCAAGCGAGGCGGGAAGAAAACAGAACAAGCCAGCAUGGACUACGAAGCUCCCAUCAUGCCAUGCGGAUUCAUUUUUCAGCUGCAGCUGCUAACCACCUGGGGAGACCCUUACUACAUCGGCCUGAACGGCCUGGAGUUCUACAACCAGAAUCAUGAGAAGAUCAGCCUCAGUGACAAUAACAUUGCCGCUUUCCCAGACAGUGUUAACGUACUCGACAACGUGAGCGGUGACGUGAGGACUCCGGAUAAAUUAAUAGAUGGCAUCAACAGCACGCAGGAUGGGAGACACAUGUGGCUGGCUCCAGUGCUCCCUGGACUGGUGAACCGCGUGUACGUCAUCUUUGAUCAGCCGGUGACCGUAUCCAUGAUCAAACUGUGGAACUACUCCAAGACCCCUCAGAGAGGAGUUAAGGAAUUUGGGCUGCUGGUGGACGACCUCCUGGUGUACAACGGCGUCUUGGACAGCGUGAGCCACAUCAGCCGCGGCAUCGUGCCCACGUGCGACGUGGUGGUGCCUUACCACACCAUCCUCUUCACCGACAACGCGUACGUCGCGCACCGCGAAAGGAACACCGUCAUCAGUAAUUACGUGGAGGACCAGGAUGUGAAGAUGACUAAUGAGAAUCAGAUUGUCCAUCACAACAAGAAAAAGCAGGCAGCAGACCCAGCUCUUCGGCCUAAAACCUGCAUGACCGACAUUGGGAAACACGGACAGAGGAGGUACUGA